Molecule: messenger RNA, 1969 nt
Organism: Quercus lobata
Lineage: Eukaryota; Viridiplantae; Streptophyta; Magnoliopsida; Fagales; Fagaceae
Product: polyubiquitin-like
Exons: 2
Coding region: 131-1735 (534 amino acids)
Molecular function (GO): protein binding
Source: RefSeq, a predicted model, not a curated record
AAUCUCUCCUAUAUAUUUCGUUCUCUCUCAACUCUCUCUCUCUCUCUCUUUGCUAGAACUCAGCUAGGGUUUUCAAUUUCCUCUCUCAGCUCUUCUUCGGAAUUCGUUUCUCGCUUCUCUGAUCUUCAAGAUGCAGAUCUUUGUCAAAACUCUCACUGGAAAGACCAUAACUCUCGAGGUCGAGAGCUCUGAUACAAUUGAUAAUGUCAAAGCAAAAAUUCAGGACAAGGAGGGAAUCCCACCAGACCAGCAGAGGCUGAUCUUUGCUGGCAAACAGUUGGAGGAUGGUCGUACUUUGGCUGAUUACAACAUCCAGAAAGAAUCCACCCUCCACUUAGUUCUUCGUUUGAGAGGUGGGAUGCAGAUUUUCGUCAAGACACUCACCGGAAAGACCAUUACUCUUGAAGUUGAGAGUUCUGAUACAAUAGAUAAUGUGAAGGCUAAAAUUCAGGACAAAGAAGGAAUUCCCCCAGAUCAGCAGAGGCUGAUUUUCGCUGGAAAGCAGCUUGAGGAUGGCCGAACUUUGGCCGAUUACAACAUUCAGAAGGAAUCUACACUCCACCUUGUUCUCCGCCUCAGGGGUGGUAUGCAGAUCUUUGUUAAAACUCUUACAGGAAAGACAAUCACUUUGGAAGUUGAAAGCUCGGACACAAUUGAUAAUGUCAAAGCGAAGAUACAAGACAAGGAGGGUAUCCCUCCAGAUCAGCAGAGGCUGAUCUUUGCUGGAAAGCAGCUUGAGGAUGGUCGGACAUUGGCCGACUACAACAUCCAGAAAGAGUCCACCUUGCAUUUGGUCCUCCGCCUCCGUGGUGGAAUGCAAAUCUUUGUAAAGACUCUUACUGGCAAGACUAUUACUCUUGAGGUCGAGAGCUCUGAUACUAUUGACAAUGUUAAGGCAAAAAUUCAGGAUAAAGAAGGUAUUCCACCAGACCAACAGAGGCUGAUAUUCGCUGGAAAACAGCUUGAAGAUGGCAGGACUUUGGCUGACUAUAACAUUCAGAAAGAGUCUACUCUUCAUUUGGUUCUCAGGCUUCGUGGAGGAAUGCAGAUUUUUGUUAAGACUCUGACUGGGAAGACCAUCACCCUUGAGGUGGAGAGCUCUGAUACCAUAGAUAAUGUUAAAGCAAAGAUUCAAGAUAAGGAAGGGAUUCCUCCGGAUCAGCAGAGGCUCAUCUUUGCUGGAAAACAACUUGAGGAUGGUCGCACUCUGGCUGAUUACAAUAUUCAGAAGGAAUCAACACUCCAUCUUGUUCUCCGCCUUCGUGGUGGUAUGCAGAUCUUUGUGAAGACACUGACGGGCAAGACAAUCACACUUGAGGUGGAGAGUUCUGAUACCAUUGAUAAUGUGAAGGCAAAGAUUCAGGACAAGGAGGGGAUCCCACCUGAUCAGCAGAGGCUCAUCUUUGCAGGAAAGCAGCUUGAGGAUGGUCGCACACUUGCUGACUACAAUAUUCAGAAGGAAUCAACCCUCCAUCUUGUUCUUCGCCUUCGUGGUGGUAUGCAGAUCUUUGUGAAGACACUGACGGGCAAGACAAUCACACUUGAGGUGGAGAGUUCUGAUACCAUCGACAAUGUGAAGGCAAAGAUUCAGGACAAGGAGGGGAUCCCACCUGAUCAGCAGAGGCUCAUCUUUGCGGGAAAGCAGCUUGAGGAUGGUCGAACACUCGCAGACUACAAUAUCCAGAAAGAGAGCACCCUGCAUCUUGUUCUCCGCCUCCGUGGUGGUCAUGUUUAGUUGGUUCAACAUUGGUACAAUCAAGUCGGGUUUCAAUCUGAAGAUUUAAUAAACAGUGUUAUAUUCUCUGUAUGUUUAUCAGUUUGAUGUUUGGGGAUGAUAAACCCUUUAAUUCUCAGGUUGAUUUUUUAAUGGUUGUUUUGGUACUCCUGUCAUGGUUUGAAUUUUCUGCCAAUGUUAUUUGGUUAUGAACAGUGUUUUCCAUAAAUAAAUGUGCUCUGUGAUUUAGUCAGA